UUUCUCCUAUAGUUGCACAGGUGACAUGCUGGUAGAAAUUCUGUUCAACGGAUGAUGAUGAUGAUGAUGAUGAGUAUUUAUGAAUUAUGUUACUGAUUAGGCCUAAACCUUUUUGAUCCAACUGAACAUACCACCUCUGCACCAGAUACUUUUAAUGCAAUCUUGCAACCAUAACCAUCGUCAGCUGUAGGCCUACUACAUCCCUCUCUAGUCAUCAUUUACUCCCUCCAAAAGUUAACAUAGGACAAAUGAGCUGGCACGUGUCAGUCAACAAAGCAUUGAUUCACUAUUGGUCCGCCAGCGAGGAAGGGGCAGAGAGCACCCUCCCCCAGCCAGAUGUGCGCAAGCAUCUAUCUAUCUCCAGUCGGCACCUCUGGCUUCAGAUGAGCCUCCUGCAGGCAGGCACACGGACAGCCAGAGGAAUACCACAGCUGUGCCUCUGCCUCUGACUCUACCGCGCUGCAGACGCGCGUCCCCACUGUCUACGCUGAGCCUGUGCAGCAGCGGCAGCAUUCACUCUGCUACCGCCCUGCUUGUUGUAUUUCGUCGCUCCCAGAAAGAGAAACCCGUCUGUACCCCACUCAUACAGGCGGACCUGUUCACAUUUUCACUGUGGAUUUUACAUCUUUACAGGAGACUGUGGAUUGGAACUAAUUAUUGCGCGUAUUGGAUACAUUUGAGCGGAAUCACUGUUAGGUUAUUGUUUUUCAAGGUUGGAGACCGUAUGCUAUAUUGAUAUCUAAUCUGCGUGAUAUUGGUUAAUGAUUGAGAAGCACGCGGAGGGGCGUGGAAUUCAUUGACUUCGAUUUUGUCUCCUUGUGUGUAAAACAACCGAGAUAUUUUCUCCCCACUCCUCCCUUCCCUCACCUUCAGCAUGACUUCUCUGUCUGGGACCAAAGAGAGGUCUGUGACCAGCAGGAGCAGAAAAUACGGGAUUACCGACACCUCUCCGACAAAAUCAGCCUCCUUCUCCCCGGAGACAUGGUACAGAAAGGCCUAUGAGGAGUCCCGGACCAGCAGCAGACCCGCUCCAGAGGGAGUUGGCUCCAUGCCUAGCUCCACAGGCACCCCCUCCCCAGGAUCUGGCACCUCUUCCCCGGGCUCUUUCUCUGGUUCCCCCGGGACCAUAUCCCCAGGGAUCGGGACCUGUUCUCCCGGGUCUCUGGGUGGAUCGCCAGGUUUCGGUACAGGUUCGCCCGGCUCUGGCAGCGGGAGUUCCCCUGGUUCUGAGAGAGAGAGGGGGAUAUGGUGUGAGAACUGCAACGCCCGGCUGACAGAGCUGAAGAGGCAGGCGCUGAAGCUGCUGAUUCCCGGCCCCUACUCCAGCAAGGAUCCUUCCUUCUCCCUCCUCCUCCACGACAAGCUCCAGGUGCCCAACAGCUCGCGGCGGGCGUGGAACGAGCGUGACAGUCGCUGUGACGUGUGUUCCACUCAUCUGACCCAGCUGAAACAGGAAGCAGUCCACAUGGUGCUGACCUUGGACCAGUGGGACCUGUCCCCCAGCUCGCCCCCCACCCUGCCCAGCCGCAGUGGCCUUCCCCAGGGCCCCACAGCACCACGGGACUGGGCCUACCUCCUCCCAGCCUCAGCAGCCUACCCCCAUCCACACCCACACCACCCUACCAUGCCUCCGUCCUCCUCUAGUGCAUCAUCCUCAAGCCCCAGCCACACUGCCUCCAACCCCUGCCAAGGUGCAGCAUCUGUGGGGCAAACCUCUGCCCAGGCAGCCUCUUCAGCUCUAGCCCCAGCCUCCUCAUCGCCAGCUCCAUCCUCUGUGCAUCAGGGAGGAUACCCCUGCCAUGGGUCCAAGCCCAGCUCCCUAGGGGUCGGCUUGGGGGUUGAGAGGAGGAGCGUCUCUCCGGCACACAGCAGUAAAGCCAGCGGUGCCCAGCCGCCCCACAGCCCCAGUAAUAACGGUUCUGGUAGCAGAGCGUUACUGAGCACGGCUGCCCUGCAGGCUCACCAGUACAUGUCUCGCAGCAAUGGAGGAGGAGUCACACUCUACCCCUACCAGAUCUCGCAGAUGAUAUCAGAGGGGUGUAGAGAGGGUCUGACGGAGGAGGCUCUGAACCACUACAAUGCUGAUCUCCCCGCCCCCUCACCCUCCCAGGUCCCUCCCACUUUGCAGGUUACCACGGCAACCCCAACCACCACCUCUGCCGCUGCAUCGUUCUUCGCCAGAGCUGCCCAGAAGUUGAACCUGUCUUCUAAGAAGAAGAAGCAGUGCCCAGCGCCCCCCCCAGUGGUGUGUGACCCCCCUCUGUUCCCCACCAACUUCAGUGGGACCCUGCAGACCACCCCUCCCCCUGCCCCCCCCUGCCUGCUACGGGCUGCCAGCAAGAUCAAAGACACCCCCGGACUGGGCAAGGUGAAGGUGAUGGUUCGUGUGUGUCCUGUGACUUCCUCAGACGCAGCAGAGUCCAGCUCCUUCCUCAAAGUGGACACCAGGAAGAAGCAAGUGACCAUCAUGGAGCCCUCAGCCAACCAGACAAAUGGGAACACCCCCCAGAAACGAGGAGGAGCCAAUCAGGUCCCGCCUAAGAUGUUUGCCUUUGACGCUGCUUUCUCCCAUGAUGCAUCACAGGCGGAGGUUUGUGCUGGUACUGUAGCUGAGGUAAUUCAGUCUGUGGUGAAUGGAGCCGACGGCUGCGUCUUCUGUUUUGGCCACUCUAAACUGGGUAAAUCCUACACCAUGAUAGGUGGUGACGAGUCCAUGCAGACCCUGGGGAUCAUCCCCUGUGCCAUCUCCUGGCUCUUCAAACUCAUCAACGAGAGGAAGGAGAAGACAGGAGCACGUUUCUCUGUCCGAGUCUCCGCCGUAGAGGUGUGGGGUAAAGAGGAGAACCUGAAGGACUUGCUAUCUGAAGUGGCGACAGGCAGUUUGCAGGACAGCCAGUCCCCUGGAGUCUACCUCUGCGAGGACCCCAUCUGUGGCAUGCAGCUCCAGAACCAGAGUGAGCUGCGAGCCCCCACGCCAGAGAAAGCAGCCUUCUUCCUGGAUGCAGCCAUAGCAGCUCGCUAUAGCAACAGAGCUGACUCCGACCCGGAGGAGCAUCUCAACUCACACAUGCUGUUCACACUGCACAUCUACCAGUACCGCAUGGAGAAGACUGGCAAGGGAGGGAUGUCAGGAGGUCGCAGUAGGCUCCACCUGAUAGACCUGGGCAGCUGUGUCAAGGUGCUGGGAGGAGGGAAGGGCAGGGACAGCAGUGGUAGUAGCAGCACCACAGCAGCAGGGCUGUGUCUGUCUCUGUCUGCCCUGGGGAACGUCAUCCUGGCUCUGGUCAACGGCAGCAAACACAUCCCUUACAAGGACAGUAAGCUGUCCAUGCUACUGAGAGAGUCGCUGGGCAACAUGAACUGCCGGACUACCAUGAUCGCUCACAUCUCCUCGUCGCCUAGCAACUUCUCUGACACGCUCUCCACGAUCCAGAUCGCCUCGCGCCUCCUCCGCAUGAAGAAGAAGAAGACCAAAGUCAGCAUGCAAUACACGUCCAGUUCGUCAGGGGGUGAGAGUUCGUGUGAGGAGGGGCGUAUGCGUCGCCCCACUCACCUGAGACCGUUCCACUCCCGUAGCUCUGCAGACUCAGACCUGCCCCUGCUGCACCUCUCCAGCGACCCAGACAACUACUCCAGCAGCGAGCAGUCCUGUGACACUGUCAUCUAUGUGGGUCCCAAUGGGGGUGCCAUCUCGGACCGCGAGCUGACCGACAAUGAGGGCCCGCCAGAGUUCGUCCCCGUCAUCCCUGUUUUGCCGACUACGCCACCUCUGCGGCAGCAGCAGACAGUACUCCCCCAGGCUCAGCUUGUCCCUACACAGACACACACCCAGCCCACUACCGAGCCCCUCAACGCCCCCAACCAGCCCCCGCUCCCCCUCCUCCAGCCCCCAUUCCCUCUCCUCCAGCCCCCAUUCCCUCUCCUCCAGCCCCCGCUCCCCCUCCUCCAGCCCCCAUUCCCUCUCCUCCAGCCCCCAUUCCCUCUCCUCCAGCCCCUGGGUCAUCCCCUGCCCCCCGUGCCAGAGGAAGGGGCGGAGUGCCUGAAGUGCAACACCUUCGCUGAGCUGCAGGAGCGUCUGGAGUGUAUCGACGGGAGCGAGGAGUUGGCAAAGUUCCCCUUCGAGGAGGUGCCGGCUAACAGGGGGGCUAAGCCCGACACCCUGGUUCCCCCAGGGUAUGAGAUGGGGUGUAAAGGAGGGGUGGUGGAGGAGGUAGAGCCCCUCAGGAGGAUGUCCAACGACCAGCAGCUCCAGGAGAUCAGGGAGGUGGUGGAGGAGGCAGAACUGGCCCAGACCAUGAUAGAGAGUCUGAGCCUGACCGGCAGCUGCAGUGUGACGGGAAGCAGUGGAGCAGGACAUACCAACACCAACCCUUUACAGAGGGCCAAGAGUGCCAGCCUCCAUGACAGUCGUGAGUCUCUGAGCGCGGGCAGUAGCAGUGAUGGUAAGCCCCGCCCCCUGGGCUCUCCUCGGCUGGGCAUCGCAUCUCUUACCAAGACCUCUGACUACCGACCUCCCUCCUCACCCUCACAGCGCUGCAAGGUCUACACCCAGAAGGGUGUGAUGCCGGGAACGCCCCCUCUGUCCUGCCAGAGUCUGUCUACUGCAGACAGCCUGGCUGCAGACAGUGUGAGGUCCUCUACAGAGUCCCUGCUGCAGCCGAUGUCCCUGUCCAGAACCUCCCCUGCGGGGAUGAGUCCCCGGGACCUCAAACGAACCAACUCCUCGUCUGCUAGCCUGGGGUCGGCUGAGACACUGUGUGAUGAGAAUGUUCCUCAGAUUCCUCUGGAUGGACGCAGGGAUACCCCAGCUCCAGCCCCCAACCCUAGCUCUCUGGGGGAAGACGAGCUGGUGUUCACACUGGGGUGUAAGGAGGGGCUGGAGGUCCGGGGCCUGCUGGAGGGUGGCGGCCGUCCCACCAGCAUCAUUAGCUUCAGCAGCGACUGUUCCCUCACUGCACUGGACUCGGGGUCCCGCCCUAUCUCCAUCAACAGCAGCAUCAGCGAGGACCUGGAGCACUAUGGAAUCAACACUACUGUCGUUGCUACGACCACCAGGGUGAUCCCCAUAACAACCGCCUCGGCGGUGCCUAGCCGACGGUCAUCCAUUUCAUCGUGGCUAAGUGACCUGAGUGUUGUUAGCGACGGAGAUCAGUCUCUGCACAGCUUCAGCCAGUCCCAUGGACACGGGGAGGCUCUGGCCGAACCAGACCCCACACAGGUCCCUCUCUGUGGGGAAAAGGAGCAGGACGAGGCGUCCCUGGGUUAUGGAGGAAGGAAGACUCCUGAGAGUGAAGUAGCAUUGUCUGGAGAUGUAAAAGGGAGGGAGACUAAAGAGAGGCGGAAGAGACUGCCCCCCUCCCUGGGUAAGACCACCAUCUCCCUCUCUGACAUGCAGACCCUGGGGGCCUCCAGCAACUUCCUCCCCUUCAAGACCAACAUUACAGUCCACCCCUGUGUGGCCGUCAAACCCAUGGUCAUACUCUCCUCCCUUACCAAGACUUACCUGCUGCCCAAGGACCCAGCCAAGACUGCCCCAGCCCUGGUCCUGGCCUCCAUGUCCAGCGAGCUCAGCUCUGAUGACCCCUGGAUGAAGAGAGACAGGGUGGACGUGAGGCCCAAGGAGCUGGUGUGUGAGGUGAAGCCAGAGAAGUGGGUGGUGGAUCCACCAGUCAAGACAGACCCAGCUAAGAGCAGCCAGGCCUGGCCCCAGGGUGACAGGGCCAGCAGGGUGGACAGUGGCUAUGGAGGGGACCGUCACAGCUCCAGCAGCGGGGAGGCCAUCUCCUCUCCAGACUCCUGUAAGAGGGUAGUGGACGGCUCUGAGAUGGUGCUGGUCAGUUCUGGGGAGUGUCUGGUGACUCCUGUCUACUCUGCCGACAUUCUGCACACCGCCAGUCUGCCCCGUGGCUGGCACCGGCUCAACCGCCACGACGGCCUGGAUGAGGACCCACUCCGCUACGACGCUAACGGAGGAGGAGGGGAGUACCGAGGUCUGGGGGUCACCUCCUCCACCCCCUGUAGUCCCAGGGCGACCCUGGACCGAAGGGGGUAUUCCGGGAAACAUAGCCUGUUUUCCCGCCAGAAAGGUAUACCACCGCUGCCACCAGUACGCAAGUCCAGUCUGGACCAGAAGAACAGGGCAGAAGGCCCCCUCAGCCCCAUGCACGCAGCCAGCCAUGGCCUCUCCUUCUUGAGGAGUACUCCGGAGGACCUGGGCGUGCCUGGUGGAGGGAAACACAAGGGGUGCAAUGUGGAGAGCAGCAGGUUAUUCAGUGCUAAACUAGAGCAACUGGCUAACAGAACCAACUCUCUGGGUCGGUCCCAUGGAGGUCACAGCUCUCAUGGCCCCCACUACGACUGCCUCUCUUUGGAGAGGGGGGAGGCCCUCAGCUCCUUGGGCUGGAAGGUGUCAGCCGGAGGGGGGAGGGGGGACUGCACCAUGCCCCGUACCGGACGCAGCCUCACCCGUGGCGGCUCAUUGUCAUCCUCCUCCCCUAAUGGGAACGGUUCCGGUAACAGCCCUGGCAGCGCUCCCCAGUCACCCAAGUCGAGCCAGUCCAAGAUCUCAGCGGUCAGCAAGCUCCUGAUGGCCAGCCCUAAGGCCCGCAGCCUGUCGGCCUCCAGCACCAAGAAACUCAGCUUCUCCACCAAGUCUCUGCCCCAGUCUGUCAACCGCAGCUCCAGUCUUCCUCCCAACGGAAAGCCCCAGGCCCAGGGUCAGACCUCCAUCCAGGGUCAGGGACAGAACCAGGCACCCAGCUCUGGAUCCUGGUCCACCCAGUCUCUGAGUCGCAACCGAGGGGGAGGCCUGGCCGCCAAGCUGCCUCUGAGAGCCGUCAACGGACGCAUCUCCGAGCUGCUCCAGGGCAGCGGAGGCUCUCGAUCCGCUGGUCACAACCGAGGAGGAGGCUCCGAGGCUGGGGAGGAGAGGGGCGCUGGAGGGGGUGGAGGUGGUGUCGGGGCACAGGGAGAGGAGAGACCCUUGGUAGUCCACACCCUCCCGUCUCCCUACAGUAAGAUCACAGCGCCCAGGCAGCCGCAUCGCUGCAGCAGUGGUCAUGCCAGUGACAACAGUAGUGUUCUGAGUGGAGAGCUGCCCCCGGCCAUGGGGAAGACAGCCCUGUUCUACCACAGCGGGGGCAGCAGUGGCUAUGAGAGCAUGUUGAGGGACAGCGAGGCCACAGGAAGCACCUCCUCUGCCCAGGACUCUCUGAGCGAACACAGCUCAGCCACCAGCAGCAGCCGCCGCAGCCUCAAGAACAACAAGAAGAAGAACAACAGCACAGGUACCCAGCGUCGUCGUCUGAUUCCCAGCCUGACCCCGGACUCGUCCUCUCCGGUCAGGAAGCCUGCCAUCAGCCCAGGUGCACGCUGGGUAGACGGGCCGCUACGCCCCGCCCCCAGGGGAACCACAGAACCCUUUGAAAUAAAGGUCUACGAGAUAGACGACGUGGAGCGCAUGCAGAGGAGAGAGAGAGGCAACAAGGAGGUGGUUUAUGUCAGUGCUAAGCUGAAGAUCUUGGAAAACAGGCAGCAGCGGAUAUCUGAGGUCCAAGGCAAGUACGACUGGCUGAAGAAAGAGCUGGAACAGACCAAGCAGCAUCUGAUGCUGGAGCCCGAGAAAUGGACCACUGAAUUUGACCUGCAGCAGACGUUUGAGGUGGACUCUCUUGAGUACCUGGAGGCUCUAGAGGUGAUGACAGACAGACUGGAGACCAGGGUCAACUUCUGCAAGGCUCACCUCAUGAUGGUCACCUGCUUCGACGUCACCUGCCGACGCAGGUAGAACUUAGAACGACCAGGCGGACCACACCUCCUCUAGGACUCAUGGGAAGUGGAGACAACACAACAGGAAGAGAGAGGGAUGGAGCAGAGGGAGGGAUUUCCCUGAGGAGGUGCAGAGGCAGAUGGAGACAAAGGCAUGCGGAGACUAAAGAGGAAUAUUUUUUUAAGCAGCGCGGAAGGGAGCGGGAGAAGAGGAGGAGGAAGAAAAGGAGGAGUAGAGAGAGUGUUUUAAAGAAGGAGUAUACCUGAAGAGGAGGAGAGAGAGUGUUUUAAAGCAGGAGUAUACCUGAAGAGGAGGAGGAAGAAAAAGAGGAGUAGAGAGAGUGUUU
This is a messenger RNA of Oncorhynchus mykiss (rainbow trout), 8114 nucleotides long. It is a transcript of the gene kif26ba, whose product is annotated as kinesin family member 26Ba. Gene Ontology annotation, molecular function: microtubule binding; microtubule motor activity; ATP binding. Gene Ontology annotation, biological process: microtubule-based movement. Lineage: Eukaryota; Metazoa; Chordata; Actinopteri; Salmoniformes; Salmonidae. The record is from RefSeq and is a predicted model, not a curated record.